Messenger RNA from Symbiodinium natans, 2865 nucleotides. The record is from the annotation of a GenBank genome assembly. NCBI's taxonomy places the organism in Eukaryota, Dinophyceae, Suessiales, Symbiodiniaceae.
AUGUGGCAAGAAACAUUCCACCGCUGGACGAGGAAAUGCCUCACCUUCCAGGACAUUGAGCUUCUCUGCAGCUUUAGCGGGUUUGUGGAUGGCUGGAGGCCGCCGGCCUACCUUGUGGCAGAGCGCAAUCCGAAGGCCGCCCAGGAGAUUCGGUCCAUGCUGCUUGCAAAGUAUGGCCACUUUCUCAAAGCCUGGCGAACUGUUCUAGACAAGGAUAAUUCCAACGUGUGCAACUGGGACGAGUUCUACCAGGCCAUCAAGAACCUGAAGUACCAAGGGGACAUCGCUGGUGCCUGGCUGGCUCUGGACGAGGAUCUCAGUGGCUCGAUCACCUUGAGCGAGAUCGACAAGGAGUCCAGCGCCAUGCUCAUGAAGUUCAAGAAGUGGGCGGUUGAUCAGUUCGGGAGCGUCAGGGCUGCAUUCAAGGUCCUGGACAGAGACAAAUCUGGGGAGCUCUCGCUUCCAGAGUUCCGGCAUGCCGUCCUCGUGAAUGGGCUUGCUUGCUGCGACGACGUGCUUCUGUUCAAAUGCCUGGACUGCGGCGGUCAUGGACGGCUUCUCCUGCACGAAGUGAACUUCCUGGAUGAUUGGGAGGCUUGCGACGAUGAUGAUGACAGGUUCGGUUCGCUGGACGAUGAGCUGGAAACAAAGAAUUCCAGCAACACCCAAAGCCGCGCCUGGACAGAGCUGUCCGGGGACUCCAUGUAUGGCUAUGCCACAGCGGCACCGGGCCCAGGAGCCUAUGAUCACCUCGCGGGCUUUGGGGCCUGCGCCCGGAUGCCUACUGCCAGGCACACCGGAGCCGCGACCUUCCGGAGUCGGCCGGAGAGUACAUGGCUGAAGACCCCGCUGCAGUCAGUUGAGCCAGGUAGCUUUGCCCAAGAUCCAAAAGACUCGAUGACGCAGCGGCGGCACAAGCCCGCCUUUCGCUUCAGCGACCGCCCUCGCCUACCGAAGCAGGCAGGAGAGCUACUCACCUGGUCCUGGCACAUACUCGGCGCCAUCAGCACCAUGGCAAACGGUGCAGAAGGGGAGAAUAAGAUGUCGGUUCCCGGAAGCCUUCAGUGGGCCACGGUUCUCCAUGGGCUGCAGACGAGGCUUUGUGCUGCAUCCUCUCCAGAUCCCCGUCUGGCAUCGGGAGACCACGACGCCGCCUUUCUCCGCGAGAACUUCGCAAGUGGCCGGCAGAUAUUGCUUCCACUAGCUGGGGAUGGGAUUCUUUGGCUGAAGGUUGCUCACUUGUGGCAGGCAUGGGGUGACAAUCAUGCAGCCAUGGAAGGCGCCUGCCACACUUUUCGCGCUGCAGAGUCCAUUGAGCUUGAUCGCGCAAUUUUGGCGCCAAAGAUGUCGAGGUGGAUAGCUUCCAUGAAGAAAGCUGCCAGGACGAAGCGUUCCGUUGCUUCGGCGCACGUGCCAGACCAUGGAAGCAGGAAUGAUCCCGCUCUCCAGCGCUUCGGUAUUCCAGACACGAUGGUCCUGAUCGCCGGCGUCAAGCUCUGGGCCCACUACGAGAUCUUGAGUCAACACUCUGGCAAGCUCCGAGAAGAGCUUCACACCAGGAAUUUGGAUGAGCACUGGGGGCGGACGCUGGUCAUUCGCCCGGGCCCCUCAGCACCGCGCAGCGUGCAGGGAGUGAAGGCCUGGCUCCGAGCCAUCUACCCGCCCCAGGCAUAUCCCAAGCUCCUGGUUCACCGGGUUUUCUUGGCGUUUGCGCAAGCCCAGACGACAAAAGGAAUCUUUAAUCACAUCACUAUUCUUGCCAGUACAAACAGGAUAUUGGCCUUCCUGGCCUGUGCGGCCUCCCUCCGUGGAGAAAGAGAGAGGUUCACCUCCGAGGAGGAUCAUGAGGCCGCCUACAAGCAAUUUCGUCAAGAGUUUAACCGCAGCAGGGACGACCGCGUCUCUUAUGAGGAGCGGUUGGCGCAUUUCAAGCGCUUCCGAGCUGCCGUGGCGCAACACAACGCGCGCCCGGAUGCGAGCUGGAGCGCAGUUGUGGGCCAGUUUGCUGACUACACUGACGCGGAGUUCAAGGCACUCCUGGGACACCGGCGGACCAUCCGAGCCGAGGUCAAGACUGCGAGCUCAUUCCUGCAGACCGGGCCUUACAAGACAAUCGCGACCACCGUCAAUUGGAGUGACAAGUUGAGUUCCGUGGGUCACGUGAAGGAGCAGGGCACUUGCGGGUCCUGCUGGGCUGUGGCCGCCAUUGGUGCGCUGGAGAUGCAUGCAGAGCUGGAGUUGCAGAAGGAAGUCGUGCUUUCCUCCAACCAGGUGAAAGAUUGCUCCCCCAAUGUCCACCACUGCGGAGGCGAUGGCGGAUGCCAGGGUUCCACCUCCGAGCUUGCCUAUGACUACAUCGCGAAGAACGGCAUCGCCCUGGACAGCACCUAUGGCGGCGACAAGAACGUCGACCAACACUGUCAGCCAAUCACGCCGUACUUGCGCAUCGCAGGCUUGCAGCCCUUGCCCGUCAACAAGCUCCAGCCCCUGAUGGAGGCGGUCAUGAAAGGACCCGUCGUCGUGUCCAUCGACGCUUCUGGUUGGAAUUCCUAUGGCGGUGGCAUCUUCGACGGCUGCGCGAAGGAUGCCGUCGUGAACCACGCAGUGGUCGCGGUUGGCUACGGCUCGUCUGACGGCAAGGAUUAUUGGCUUAUUCGCAACUCCUGGGGCGAGACGUGGGGUGAGAAGGGCUUCAUCCGCCUGCUCCGCGAGAACAGUGACCAAGGUGACGCAGGCUAUUGCGGCACGGACCACAGCCCCAAGGAAGGGGUCGGUUGCGACGGCGGGCCGAAAGAGAUUCCCGUGUGCGGCAUGUGCGGCGUGCUCUCCGACUCCGUGUUUCCGACCGGCCUCCGCCUGGCCUGA